Messenger RNA from Cajanus cajan (pigeon pea), 903 nucleotides. The record is from RefSeq and is a predicted model, not a curated record. Lineage: Eukaryota; Viridiplantae; Streptophyta; Magnoliopsida; Fabales; Fabaceae.
AUGGGUGGAGCUUUCAAAGACAAGUUGGGUGAAGGAGGAUAUGGCUCUGUGUUCAAAGGAAAGUUGCGUAGUGGGCCACAUGUUGCAAUUAAAAUGUUAGGUAAAUCAAAAGGAAAUGGACAAGAUUUUAUUAGUGAAGUUGCAACAAUCGGAAGAAUACAUCAUCAGAAUAUAGUGCAAUUAAUUGGAUUUUGUGUUGAGGGGUCAAAACGUACUCUUGUUUAUGAAUUCAUGCCAAAUGGAUCUCUUGAUAAAUUUAUUUUUUCCAAAGAUGGAAGUGUAAAUUUAAGUUAUGAUAAAAUAUAUAAUAUAUCAAUUGGAGUGGCUCGUGGGAUUGCUUAUCUCCAUCAUGGGUGUGAGAUGCAAAUUUUGCAUUUUGAUAUCAAGCCCCACAACAUCCUGUUGGAUGAAAAUUUCAAUCCAAAAGUCUCUGACUUUGGGCUGGCAAAGUUAUACCCAAUAGAUAAUAACAUUGUCACAAUGACAGGUGUAAGAGGGACAAUUGGGUAUAUGGCUCCAGAAUUAUUUUAUAAAAAUAUUGGGGGGAUAUCCCAUAAAGCUGAUGUUUAUAGCUUUGGAAUGCUUUUGAUGGAGAUGGCAAGUAAGAGGAAAAACCUAAAUCCUAAUGCAGAGCAUUCAAGCCAACUCUACUUUCCAUUUUGGAUUUAUAAAAAUCUUGAGGAAGAGAAAGAUAUAGAAAUGGAAGAUGUCACAAAAGAGGAAAAGGAAAUAGCAAAAAAGAUGUUCAUGAUUGCACUUUGGUGUAUACAAUUGAAACCAAAUGAUCGUCCCUCAAUGAACAAAGUAGUGGAAAUGUUAGAAGGAGACAUUGGUAGCCUAGAAAUACCUCCAAAGCCUACACUAUAUCCGCAUGAAACAAUGACAAGGGAUAAAAGAAUAUGA